GUGCUGCAGUGCGAGGGACGCGGCGGUGACGUCAGAAUGUGGCGCAGGCAGAUGGGGAGCCAUCAAACCGAGACCGCAGCCAACACCAUGACAAGGUAUGGUGAUAGACGGGCUGUGGUUUGGUACUGAUCGGAAAGCAUGGGGCUCAGGCUCAAUGGCAAGGGUCAACAGAGCCAUAGGAUGGUGAUCUUCUUUGCCGUCUUCAUCCUGAUGACCCUCCUCAUCUUCUACACCUCGAACAAUAGCAAUGAAGCAGUCUACACUCCCUUCCACGUGGCAGCAACUAAAGCCGUCACAGCUAAAGACCUCAAGAGGUGGUCCAGGAAAGAUGGCUUUGUGCCAGUAUAUGGGAACAAAAGUUUGGCUCUGCACUGUGGGAACUGUGCGCUGGUGACCAGCUCCAGCCACGUCCUGUCGAGUCGGGCAGGAGAGGAGAUAGAUCGUAUGGAGUGUGUGAUUCGUAUGAACGACGCUCCCACUCUGGGGUACGAGGCUGAUGUCGGAAACCGGACCACCCUUAGGGUAGUAGCCCACACCAGCGUCUUCAGGGUGGUCCGACGGCCGAACGAGUACCUGCGACAAACUGACAGGAAUUUUACAAUCGUCUUCUGGGGACCACCAAAUAAGAUCGAGAAGAAUGCCAAAGGAACAUUGUACAGAUUGAUCCAGAGAGUCGGCAUGACCUACAGCAACGUUUCCUUUUUUAGCAUCGCACCCAACAGGAUGAGAAAAUUUGAUAAUCUGUUUCACAAAGAGACCGGACGAGACAGACAAAAAUCUCACUCGUGGUUGAGCACAGGUUGGUUCACAAUGGUCAUAGCCAUUGAGAUAUGUGAUAACAUUAAAGUAUAUGGGAUGGUUCCACCCAAUUACUGCGGGAAAAAACCUUUAUCAAAGAAGAUGCCCUACCACUACUACAAACCCAGGGGAUCUGAUGAAUGUCUCAUGUACAUCCAGAAUGAAAGCAGCCGAAGAGGAAGCCACCAUCGCUUUAUUACAGAGAAACAAGUGUUUGGACGCUGGGCAAAGCUGUACAACAUCACAUUUACUCACCCCACAUGGUGAGAAUGAGCUCCCACUAAAGUCUGGAUGAGAACCAUGGGAUGGAGUUCAUUUAAUAUUUACAUUAUGAAUAGUGGCCAUUUUCAACCUGCCAAAAGAAUGGAGCAUGUGUAAACAAGUCGUUGGACUCACUGAAGGUUUUUUUUUUGCAGCAGCAGCAUCAAAGUGCAGUUACGCAGUUCUGAAGCUUUGUACAUAAACCAAACCAUGAGCACUGAAACAAAAGUUUUUGUAAAUAGAAUUCAAUUUAUUUUUUACUUUGUAUCAUGAUUAGUUACUUUCCAUAUUGAAAGAAU
Nematolebias whitei (Rio pearlfish) is the source of this 1358-nucleotide messenger RNA. It is a transcript of the gene st6galnac6, whose product is annotated as ST6 (alpha-N-acetyl-neuraminyl-2,3-beta-galactosyl-1,3)-N-acetylgalactosaminide alpha-2,6-sialyltransferase 6. Gene Ontology annotation, biological process: oligosaccharide metabolic process; ganglioside biosynthetic process. The coding region runs from base 139 to 1065 and encodes 308 amino acids. Gene Ontology annotation, molecular function: alpha-N-acetylgalactosaminide alpha-2,6-sialyltransferase activity. NCBI's taxonomy places the organism in Eukaryota, Metazoa, Chordata, Actinopteri, Cyprinodontiformes, Rivulidae. The record is from RefSeq and is a predicted model, not a curated record. The transcript is spliced from 6 exons.